Molecule: messenger RNA, 963 nt
Organism: Mus caroli (Ryukyu mouse)
Lineage: Eukaryota; Metazoa; Chordata; Mammalia; Rodentia; Muridae
Product: olfactory receptor 4F3/4F16/4F29-like
Biological process (GO): G protein-coupled receptor signaling pathway
Cellular component (GO): membrane
Molecular function (GO): G protein-coupled receptor activity; olfactory receptor activity
Source: RefSeq, a predicted model, not a curated record
CAGUUGGCCGAAUCUAUGGAUGGAGAGAACCACACAGUGGUGUCUGAGUUUGUGUUUCUGGGACUCACCCACUCCUGGGAGAUUCAGCUCUUCCUCCUUGUGCUCUCCUCAGUGCUCUACAUAUUAAGCAUGACUGGAAACAUCCUCAUUGUGUUCUCUGUGACCACUGACCCUCACUUACAUUCACCUAUGUACUUCCUACUAGCAUGUCUCUCCUUCAUUGAUUUGGUAGCCUGCUCUGUUACUUCCCCCAAGAUGGUUUAUGACUUGUUUAGAAAGCACAAAGUCAUCUCCUUUGGAGGCUGUAUCACUCAGAUCUUCUUUAUCCAUUUAGUUGGUGGAGUGGAGAUGGUGCUACUUGUGGCCAUGGCAUUUGACAGAUAUAUAGCCAUAUGUAAACCUCUGUACUACCUGACCAUCAUGAGUCCACGUGUGUGUGUUUUGUUUCUGGGUGCUGCUUGGGGUCUGGGCAUUAGCCACUCAUUGUUCCAGCUGGCUUUUCUUGUUGACUUACCCUUCUGUGGCCCAAAUGUACUGGACAGCUUUUACUGUGACCUUCCUAGACUUCUCAGAUUGGCCUGUAGAGACACCUACAAGUUGCAGUUCAUGGUCACUAUCAACAGUGGUUUCAUCUGUGUUGGCUCUUUCUUGUUGCUUCUUAUCUCUUAUAUCUUAAUCUUGUUUAGUGUCUGGAAACAUUCUUCAGGUGGUUCAUCCAAAGCCCUCUCCACUCUCUCAGCUCACAUCACAGUGGUGUUUCUCUUCUUUGGUCCUACUCUGUUUGUAUAUACAUGGCCCCAUCCUAACUCCCAGAUAGACAAAUUUCUUGCUCUUUUUGAUGCGGUUCUUACUCCUUUUCUGAACCCAGUCAUCUACACAUUUAGAAAUAACGAGAUGAAAGUAGCAAUAAAGAUAGUUUUCAAAACAUUAUUAACUUUUAGAAAUAUUUCAUCAAUAGUAUAA